This is a messenger RNA of Aegilops tauschii subsp. strangulata, 1344 nucleotides long. NCBI's taxonomy places the organism in Eukaryota, Viridiplantae, Streptophyta, Magnoliopsida, Poales, Poaceae. The record is from RefSeq and is a predicted model, not a curated record.
AUGGUUAGAGAUGGACAUAGGUAUGUUAUGUUCUAUCUAGAGCAUGUAGAUAACAUCAGUGCUGAAAGGGAUGAUGGUGUGCAAAACCCUGCUACACACCUACCUACCAUUAUCAGUCCUAUCAAGGGUAGAAGAGAGGAGGAGCAGAAUAGGGGUACUGGGGCAGAUCAGAACAUUGUGGCAUGCAGUUUUGCAGAUGACAACACUGUAGAAGGGACUAGCAGAGGAAUACGUAGAAGUAGAGCAAGUGUAGAGGUUUUUGAAGAUGAUUUAGAGGAGGGGAGUGAUGAUGACUCCUCUGACUCUGACUAUGAGCCAGAAAUAGUCGAUAGUGACUAUGACUUGGAGGAAGGGGAUGAGGAUUUGGUUAAUGAGAACAGUCAAACUGGUGAAGAGAAUAAAGGGAAAGGAAAAGUAAAGCAACUUAAGGAAGAUGACAAUUCUGAAGAUGACAGACUUGAGCUUCCAGAUUCAGAUGACGAAGAUAUGAAAUUCAAUUUCAAAUAUUUCACAGAUGUAGAUAUGAAUGAACCCAAGUUCCAUGCGGGCCAAGUCUUCUCAUCUAUAGACCAGUUGAGAAAAGCAAUUAGGGAGUACAAUUGCAAGGAGAGGUUAAACAUCAUUUUUUCGAAGAAUGACAAAAUCAGGCUUGGAGCUAAGUGUGAUGUUGGAUGCCACUGUUACUUGUAUGCAUCUUAUGACAACCGAACACAAUCAUUUAUGAUCAAGACAUUCAAAGACGAGCACAAUUGCAGCAAGAAGUGGCAGGUUAGAGCUUUUACUGCGAGAUACAUAGCCCAUAAGUUUGUUGACAACCUUAGAGCAAAUGAGAAGAUGACAUUGAAGGGAUCUGGAGAACUAGUGCAGAAAGAUUGGAACAUGAAAGUCAAGAGGGGAAAGCUUGGCGGAGCAAGUAAAAUUGCUUUCAACAUAAUAUACGGAGAUGAAAUAGCACAAUAUAAUCUGUUAUGGGACUAUGCACAUGAGUUUAGGAGAUCCAACCCAGGAAGUACAUUUUUUCUUGAACUUGCGGAUGAUGGAGAGUUCAAGAAAUGUUAUUUCUCACUAGAUGCAUGCAAGAGGGGUUUUCUUUCUGCUUGUAGGCCUGUUAUCUUCCUUCAUGGUUGCUAUUUGAAAACUCAAUUUAAAGGCAUCCUCUUAACAGUUAUAGGAAUGGAUCCCAAUGAUUGCAUCUUUCCAGUGGCCUUUGCUAUUGUGGACAUUGAAAACACCAAAAGCUGGAGGUGGUUUCUGACUGCUCUUAAACAAGACCUUCACAUUGUCGAUACCUCUCUAUGGACCAUUAUGUCAGACAAGCAAAAAGUAAGUGUCAUGUUUGCAUAG